This is a messenger RNA of Porites evermanni, 1013 nucleotides long. Lineage: Eukaryota; Metazoa; Cnidaria; Anthozoa; Scleractinia; Poritidae. The record is from the annotation of a GenBank genome assembly.
UGGACGAGGAAACGAGGGCGGAGGGAAAGGAGCGACAAAAGAAGGCAUUGCAGAGCUUUGCGAAAGAAUUCGGACGGGGUGUACGACAGCAACGAACGAGGGGGAAGACCGGAAAGAGCUGGUACACUUCCACUUGCUCUGAGUAUGUUCAGAAGGAAUGCGUCGACACAUGGAGAAGUCGAUCUGCUGAAAGAGGUUCAAGGGAGUGAAGGACAAAUUACAGUUCAAGACGCAGCCGAAGAAUAUGAGAUUAUCUAUUCAAAAGGCGACGUAGUUGCUCUCAAGCACAAUUGCAAGAGGUAUAUAAUUCCUUUCUUCCUUGCAGUUCUUUUAAAAGAUCUCAACCAUAACGAUGACACAUUCCAGAAAGAUCACAUGGGUUUGAGUUGUUGAACAGUCAGAAGAAGAUCCCCUUGUAUACCAGACGGGCACCGUGACGAUAGAAAUUCACCUGAGUGUAUAUCAUCGGGAAAGUUCAAAUAAUGAAAGAUGGAAACAAUUUCUGUUUGAGCUGCCUUGAAGAGCAACACCUAGUUGCAUUGCUCCAGGGGUCAGUUGAAUCAGGUCAGGUUGUGACGAAGAGGAAGGGGAGUAAGCUCAGGCGGACAACGUUUCAGAGCCAAUUAGAUUUGAAGCUGGAAGGAGUAGGUCUGGAAGACCUACAACCAGAUAUGUCCUCUGACAAUCUACAAUGGUUAUUAAGCCAGGAAAAGCCAUUAAUGGGCUUGACACAGAAAAGUUGUUAAACUGUAGAACUGCCUGUGGCUUGCAUCAUUUAAUUUUUCUACUUCAUGUAAAGGAGGUAUUUUGCUAUAGUGGUAAUUGAUCGUGAUCCUCACUGUAACACACACAGAGUGAAAGAGAAAAAUCACAUAAGACUACACUCGAACAACAUCAACAGGGAUAGCAGAAUAGAAAGUCCAGAAUCUUGGUUGCCCUUAAUCAAGAAACACAGCGACAGGAGAUCCUUACGACGGCGGACCAGUGAGGCAAAAGCUCAUACAAACAACGAA